UCCUUUCUGUUAGGUACACCCAGUAUUGAAGAACGUGAAAGUGGUGCCAAUCGUGUCGAGGUUUAUAACUGCUCAUGCGGCCAAGAGGUGCGUUACCCAAGAUACAAUGAUCCUGCAAAGCUGCUCGAAACAAGGUUCGCCAUAUUUUUGUUCACGACAGCGUCAGCCUUGCAUAAAAAUCACACUUUCUUCAGGAAAGGUCGCUGUGGAGAGUUUGCCAACUGUUUUGCACUGAUGGCUGCAGCCAUGGAUUUUGACGUUCGCUUCAUCUACGAUGUCAGUGAUCAUGUUUGGGUUGAAGUGUGGAUACCCGAAUACGACAACUGGGUUCAUUGUGAUCCAUGCGAAAAUACUAUAGACCGUCCAUUAAUCUAUGAAAAGGGUUGGGGCAAGAAAUUGAGCUAUGUGAUAGCAUUUGGAACAGAUCAUGUUUAUGAUGUCACUUGGAGGUAUACCGUAGACCACAAGCAAACUAUGAAAUUGAGGAAUCAAGUUCGAGAAGCUGUUUUGAGCAAUUUUUUAAUGGUAUUUUUUCUCUCGAAGUAUGGACGAUAUAGCAACUCAACGCAGGAAAGAGUUAAAGAACUGCGAAGACGACGAGUUCGCGAGUUAGUCGAGUUUUUGGUUAUUGGAAAACGACAAACCGAUGGAGAUAACUAUGGGGGAAGAACAUCUGGUGAUGUCGCUUGGCGAGCAGCACGAUCCGAGCUUGGCUGCAGCAUUAAACAGGAUACUAUUAUAAGCCUUACUCAGGAGGAAAUCACCAACAAACAUUUU
Molecule: messenger RNA, 777 nt
Organism: Strongylus vulgaris
Lineage: Eukaryota; Metazoa; Nematoda; Chromadorea; Rhabditida; Strongylidae
Source: the annotation of a GenBank genome assembly